UCAGGCAUGGCACUGCAUUUCUUUUGACAAGCCUUACUCAUUGCCUACGUUGAAAACUCAGUUUCCCAGGUCUCCUUAGUGCGGGGGACGGUUUGUUUUACUCCGUGACGCACUACACACAGCGGUGUUACUUGGGCAUGGGAAAAUGGCGAGUUUGGAGGCAGCGGCGGAGAAUGAACGGAUCCUACGGGAAAUCGAGAGUACUGAUAGCAACUGCAUCGGACCUACCCUUAGGUCGGUGUACGACGGGCAGGAACAUGGGCACUUCAUGGAGAAGCUGGAGGGGCGGAUCCGCAACCACGACCGUGACAUCGAGAAGAUGUGCAACUUCCACUACCAGGGCUUCGUGGACUCCAUCACUGAGCUGCUCAAAGUGAGGGGUGAGGCCCAGAAACUCAAGAGCCAGGUGACGGAUACCAACAGCAAACUGCAGGAUGCGGGGAAGGAGCUGGUGAAUUCGAUGGAAGAGCUGAAGCAGUGCCGGUUACAGCAAAGAAACAUCGCAGCUACUGUCGACAAGCUCAGCCUCUGUCUCCCAGUCCUAGAGAUGUACAAUAAGCUGCAAGAGCAGAUGCAAGCCAGAAGACACUACCCGGCACUGAAGACCUUGGAGCAGCUGGAACUCAUUUACCUGCCGCGUGCCAGCCAGUACCGAUUCUGCAAGAUCAUGAGCGAGAACAUCCCGAAACUGCGCUCUGAGAUCAAGGACCUGUCCAUGUCCGACCUCAAGGACUUCCUGGAGAGUAUCCGGAAACACUCGGAGAAGAUCGGGGAGACCGCCAUGAAACAGGCCCAGCAGCAGAGGAGUCUGGACAGUAUCGUUUCUAAUCAGCAGAGGGCAGGCAGCGCGAGGCGGGCCAGGAAAGAGGCUGGGCUGGGCACAGAGCUGGAGGGGGACAGCAGCAGCCCCAUGUCUGAACAGGACUCUGGGAUACUGGAUGUGGAGGACGAGGAGGACGAGGAGGUGCUUGGUGCCCAGGAUCUAGUGGACUUUUCCCCUGUGUACCGGUGUUUGCACAUUUACACUGUACUGGGAGCCAGAGACACCUUUGAGAACUACUACCGGAAGCAGAGGAGGAAGCAAGCUCGGUUAGUGCUGCAGCCGCACUCCAACAUGCAUGAAACUUUAGAAGGGUACAGGAAGUAUUUUAAUCAAAUUGUGGGGUUCUUUGUUGUGGAGGAUCACAUCUUGCACACGACGCAGGGCUUGGUGAACCGGGCUUACGUAGACGAGCUCUGGGACCUGGCCCUCUCCAAAACCAUCGCCGCACUGCGGACACACUCGUCGUACUGCACCGACCCCAAUCUGGUCCUGGAUCUGAAGAACCUGAUUGUUCUCUUUGCGGACACGCUACAGGGCUUUGGGUUCCCAGUGAAUCAGCUCUUUGACAUGCUGCUGGAAAUCCGGGAUCAGUACAGUGAGAUUCUGCUCAAGAAGUGGACUGUGGUCUUCCGGCAAAUCUUAGAUCAGGAUAACUACAGCCCCAUUCCUGUUGUGAGUGAGGAGGUGUACAGGAAGACUGCUGGACAGUUCCCUUUCCAGGACCCAGAGCUGGAAAAGCUCCCUUUCCCAAAGAAGUUCCCGUUCUCUGAGUUUGUGCCGAAGGUUUACAGCCAGCUGAAGGAGUUCAUUUAUGCCUGCCUGAAGUUCUCUGAGGAUCUCCACCUCAGUUCUACAGAGAUUGAUGACAUGAUUCGCAAAUCAACAAACCUGCUGCUGGCCCGAACUCUGAGCAACUGCCUGCAGAACGUCAUCAAGAGGAGGAACGUGGGCCUGACUGAGCUGGUCCAGAUUAUUAUCAACACCACACAUUUGGAGCAGUCGUGCCGCUACCUGGAGGAGUUCAUCACAAACAUCACCAAUGUGCCACCAGAAACCGUCCAAGCCACCAAGCUGUAUGGCACCUCCACCUUCAAGGAUGCUCGGCACACUGCCGAGGAGGAAAUCUACACCAACCUGAACCAGAAAAUUGACCAGUUUCUGCAGCUGGCCGACUAUGACUGGAUGGCGGCACAGGGGAGCUGUGAACCCAGCGACUACCUGAGUGACCUCAUCGCUUUCCUCUACAGCACCUUCACAGUUUUUACACACCUCCCUGGUGCUGUGUAUGAACAUGCCGCCAUGCCGGGUAAAGUGGCCCAGACUGCUUGCAUGUCUGCCUGCAAGCACCUCUCCACAUCCCUGCUGCAGCUGCUGCUGGAGUCCGAGGUGAAGCAGAUCUCCAUGGGUGCCUUGCAGCAGUUCAACAUCGACGUCAAGGAGUGCGAGCGCUUUGCCAGAUCGGGGCCAGUGCCUGGGUUUCAGGGGGACACUUUGUUGUUGGCCUUCAUCGACUUGAGACAACUUCUGGACCUGUUCAUUCAGUGGGACUGGUCCACAUACCUGGCUGACUAUGGACGCCCCACCUGCAAGUACCUCCGUGUGAACCCCAACACAGCCCUGGCCCUGCUGGAGAAGAUGAAAGACACGAGCCGCAAAAACAACAUGUUUGCCCAGUUUCGCAAAAACGAGCGUGACAAGCAGAAGCUGAUCGACACUGUCGUCAAGCAGCUGAGGAGCCUCAUCAACGCCCACCACUAAUAAUUGACAAGAUUGGCUGCCUGGCUUGACAGGCCACACCCCUUUUCUCCCCAUCACCCCACCCCAGGCCAAGAUAUAUGCCAGAUCUCUCUGCUUAAUCAUGAAAACCCCUCCCAGUUAUUUCCUCAUGCCAGCUUCCUCUGCCAGACAUUGCAACUGUGCCAAGACAGUAGGAAUGCUGAUUGACUGUGCAGGUGUACCGGCAGCACCACAGACUUCACUUUCAAAGCUUAUGUUCGAUCCAAGCAGUACUUCAGUGGCCAAGCUUCAGCCGCACCUAUCUCACUUCCUCUCUCUCUCAGCACCUCAUAUACUCAUAAGGCCCAACAAAACAAAAAUAACAUAGUGCGUCCUGUUACGCUGUCUUCUAGGCCGUUGUGUGUUAUUGUCUGCUUCUGGGUUUGUAGCGAGGGUUCUCUUCAUCAUAGCACCAGGUCCACUGUUUACCUGCUGAAACACAAGCUUGGUACGAUAGUUAGAAGAAGGGUGGUGCUGUCCUGCCCUUUAUUAAAUUUGCUUCUGUCGCUGUGCAUCCAAGCAGUCAUCCUGAAAAUUGGUUGCGUGUUUGUUUUCUUGAUCAUAUUUGAUUUCUUGGAGAAGGUUGUUUGGCACUGAUAGGGCAGAAAACAGACUAGCCAUUUAGCGAUUAGAAUAUUUGUUGGCCCAUGAUCAGACAUUGAAAGACACCAACAGUUGUGACGCUAGCUGCUCAAUUACCACUUUCCUGGGUAGUUGUGACAGUAGUUUGGAAUAAAUAGGCCCAUCAGACUGACAAUAAUAUAAAAAAAGUUAGCAUGGACAAGCCUCAGGAAUUACGAGGCAGAUGGGUCUGGUGGUUUGUGCCAAGAAUGGAGAAGCUCAGCAGCUAAGUGGUUUGCUGUGUAGGUUCAGAGUCUCAGACUCAGUGCAGCUGUCCUGUUACAGUGGGCACUAACAUGCCCCCCUUACUGGAACCUAACAUGUUAGUUGAGCUGGAUAAACUGUUCAAAAAGUCCUUUGUCAGGACAAAAGGAAAUCAAUCUGACAGCACUGGAUAUACAGUACCAGAAAGAAAAGAAGACUGCUACUGACAAAAGAGAGUAGCAGAACCUGGCCAGAGUUCAACCAAUAAAGAAACACAUUCAGAGACGAAACAGGAAUAGGACAAGAAAAACAACCUGCAAUUCAGCCUCCUGUGGUUGAUGUCUGCAGGGUUCAGAACUGUCUAUGGGUUUAAGAACACUUUUAAUACCAACUGGCAGUUGUUGUGCCUUCCAGCUUUGGCAGGUGUGCUUCGUCUUUAAUGUAGAUUUGUGAAGAUUUUCAACACUGCUUUCUACUCCCAAAGCAAGCCAAUCAGACUGUGCCCAUGCAUCUUCCCUACAAAUGUAACAAACCCUGUUUCCCUCUUUCUCUGCCGUCAAUAGCUUUCCGUAUUGCCAGGCAGUUCCCUUCAGUGCUUGCUGUGCUACAGCAAUAGAGAUUUCUGUGGGUCCUGAAAAUUAGCUUCAGACGACUACUGUAAUGCAGCUAUAAGCAGCUUUUAAAGGAGGCAGGCAGCUCCAUCGUUUUCUGGAGAUGUAGGAAUUAUAUAGCAACCACAGCAAAAUCUAUUGCCUUCUGAUAACAUGUUGGUCAUUGCUGUGAAUUUAGGUGCAAUAGUAUAUUUUAGUGGAGUUUCUAUUAAUUUGAAAUGCAAUCUUAUGGGGAAAGGGAAAUGCCCCCUACAGGAAUGGGUAUGUAAGAGGUGUUGUUUUUUUUUUUUUUUUUUUUAAUAUAUAAGCAGUGUGGGUUUUUUGUCGGUGUUAUUGUUGUUCCAUAGGGAGUUGGUGUAAUAAAAGCCUAGAAUAGGCAGCCAAAAAAGGGAACUCCGUGCCUUGGUUACUCCUGCGUAUAGAGAUCUGGAUAUGGGGUUUCCGCAGAUAGGGUUUAGUUUUAAUUUCAGUUUUAAUUUAAAAGCUCCGUCAUACGGAGCAUGAGAGGCCACUGGAGAAUCCAAACGCCUAAUUUAAUACCAUCUUCAUUGGGCAGGUCAUGCACAUUUUUGCUGUAUUAAACUAAACCACUAAGUGCCCUGGGAAUUAUAAUGCUAAUGCUAAUGCUAAUACUAAUGCAAUUAAGACAGAAAUUGAGAUUUGUUAAUGUUACUCCUCAUUAAACGACUGACUCUUGCCAACGUGUGACCUACGACGGAGACUUCUGACUCUUCUGCUGGACUAUCUGCGACUGCAAACAUUUAUACUUGUAUGAGAUUGGGUGGCCGUUCUUCCUAAUAACAAAACGUUCCAAAGGGAGAGUUUAAAAACUACCAUAUAGUAAUGUGUACACCUCUGCGUUGACCCUUGCUGCAUGCUUAGAGCCAAACCUCUCUUAGGAGAGUCAGUUUUAUUUUACACAAAUAUGACAUGAUGAGAGCAGCAGUUCACAUUAGUAUUAUUAUUAUUAUUAUUAUAAUUAUUAUUAUUAUUAUUAUUAUUAUUAUUAUUAUUAUUAUUAUUUGGUUUUUUUUUGUUUCGUUUUGUUUUUUUGUUUUUUUUAACAUACUGCACAGCACUCCAGUCAUAUUUGUUUGGUCUGAUUGUGUAUUGGGUGAUAUAUACAGUGCUUUACAUUAGAAUUACCAUUAUUAUAACCAGGAGGUAAGCAGAAGCCAAUGAUAAUAGGCUACUGUUGUGUUUCAAUUGCAUUCUGACACUAACACCUCAAUACUUAUGACUGUUUGGUCUCCUUUCGGUUUAAUAUUUGGACAUGCAGUAAAUGCGCACACACUACAGACACUAUGAGGUGGUAGAGGCUGGAGUAUGUUUUAAAUACAGGUUCCAUAUACUAGGAUUUCUCACUGCUUCAUAAAAAUAACCAAUGUUAAAGGAGAAUACACUGUUUUUCUGUUUAAAUCCGGUUAUUUUAGUUAUUUGUGGGACACAUAUGUCCCUUGUACCUUAAGGGUUAAAAUCAGAACCUGGUUUCCUCAUAUUUAAUAUUGGGGUUACCUAAACAGAAAAUAGUGCUGCUUCAUUGGUGUUUGCCCUUUGGUUACGUUUGUAAAAUUGGACACCAAUUGUUAAUUUAAACGUCCCAAUGGGAAAUCCAAAGAGGAUUAAUAGGACAAACUGGAAUGGCAAAUAUGAAAAUGAUAUUGUUCAUCCAGAGACAGGGGACAGAUUACUGCUAGCAGGUAACUGAAAGCAUGUUUCUGUAACAAAAGCCAGGCAUUCCUUUAUGAAAUCUGCUAUAUCCAGUAAUCGCCGUCCGUUCUACAUUACACAUUAACCCUUGGUGUCUGUUUACAGCAUUCUGGCAUAGUUUGAAAUGUUGUGUGCUUUACUUCAUCAUCGCUUGUUGGCAGUCCAGUUUGUUUGUAAUACUAUCCAAAUCCUAUUUGCUGUAAGACAGUGUAUAUGUCUUCUUUCCAACAAGAGCCUGCAGUGACCUGUAUUCAGAAGGAAAUAUGAAUUUAGCAGAAUCUUGCACAGUAUAUAUAUGGUGUACCAUUAUUUGAUUCCACAGUGUUUGCUUCAGAUUACUGUGUAUCCAAAAAGAGGUUUUCAAUUGAUCCUGUCAGUUUAAUAAAUGUAAUAAAAAGGUGAGUGUCAGUUUUUUAACCCUUAAUGUGCCGGUAGCUUUCACAAAAAGCCAGCCAUUUUUUUGUUUUAUUAUUAUUAUUUUUUUUUUUUUCGUAGAUAUAUUUUGGUUAAAAAAAAAACAAAGAAAAAGAAAAAAUUCUUCAAGUAAAAGCAGCUCUGUUCAAUGACUUGCUCGUGGUUGCAUUAGAUUCAACCUUGAAAUCGUAAACCAAAUUACUGCUGGCAAACAGCCAUAUAUAAUACUUGUACUUAAAAUAUGGAUGAAAUUGGGAAAUAGAAUUUGCAGAUGCUUAACAGCUGAAAAAAAUGUGUGUAUAUAUAUAUAUAUAUAUAUAUUCAGGUUACUCUAAAAAAAGACAUCUAUUUGGCACUCCUAUUUCUGCUGGCUGAAAAAACCUUUCUGUUCUGCCAAUGACUUAAGUUGACAGCGGAUCAGCAGUAUUAAAAAAAAAAUUUGCAUUAAUGUGUCUCCCAAACAAGGAGCUGUACUUUUUAAUACACCAGUGAUCAUGUCUAAUUGUGCCAGUGGUUGUCAGUCACAUGCACCCAGGGUAAAGCACAACACUUCAGUAAGUCUAUGGGGUGAUUCGUACUAAGAUAAUUAGGAAUGAGCCACAGCACAGAUGGGUAUUUGUUUAUGGGUUUGUUAGGACUUCUUUAUCCAGAUGAAGACCACACGUGUCGACAAAGUACACCAAAAACAACACAUGUCUGUUACUUGAUAAAAAAAAAAAAAAAAAAUAUUAUAUAUAAAGCCUGCAUGGUGGUUCAGUGUACGUGUGUGUUGACACUUCUGUGCUGCCAUCUUGAGCCCCAGUGAGGCUUUACGUGUGACAAGAAUGCGCCAAGUUCUUAUGGCACCGAGGUCUGUAUCCCAGUGAGAGGGGUUUGAGCACUUACUGUUGUACCCCGUUCUGAUCUGUUUAUUACUGCAGUUUUGUUUAAAAGUGAACCUGCGGUUGUUGUGAUAUUUAUAUUGCUCUGUUUCUGUGCAUUACACAGCAGCUGUGCUGCCGCAGAGACAUUUAUAUUGGCUGUUGCAGAAAAUUGCAAACGUUUUUAAAACUUCAGGGCGCCUUAGUCUGAUCAAAAGGGACCUGGUAGCAGCAGGGGGGGGUUUGUGGCAGGAGCUUUUUAUUAACAACCGGUGCAACAAGACAGUAAUGCCAUCAGCAACUUCAAACAGCAGAAAAAUAAAAAGAUAACAACGAUAUUGUGAAUUCGUUUUAAAAGCAAACUUCAGUAAUAGUUGGGUUAGAAAGGCAUACAUUUGGUUCAAUUUCUUUACUUGGAGUUUCGUAAUCGUAAUCGUAAUCUCAUUACACCAAGUAGUCCAAUUAACUUGAUUGUAAAUUCAAGAUUAAAGAUCAACUCCAACAAUGCAAACUUAAGAACAGCGCUUUUCUGAGUGAACUGAACUGCUCUGCAAGGGUGAUUCAUAAACAACGCACCGAUAGGAAAUAGAAACAUGACAGAGCUGAUGUUCGAAUUGAGCCAUUGGCCUGGUGAUGCAUGGAGAUUUCAUAGCUACACUGGACAGUGCUGUUGUGGGACUUUGCUAUGUCCUGUCUGUACAGUCUUCAAGGAUGGCCUCUGCUGCACUUACCAGCACUGUCUGUGCCUCUGACCUGCACACAGGAACACUAAGACCACGUCGAAGACUGUCAACUUGUUAUCCGAAAGUGAAACGAAACAGAAAAUGUUCUCUCAUCAUUUUUUGUUCUGCGUAGCGUUGUUUAUGAAUUAGCCUGUAUACUGAACAGAGGUAUUAGAUAAUCUGGUAUAGUUAAUCUGUUGUCUACUUAAAUUCAGAGAAGCCUCGAGUGGCCAAAGGCAGUAAUGUCAGUGGUGAUGGUAGUACAAUAGGGUGAGGAAAUGAAACGCUGCAAAAAACAAAAUUAUUGCCCAUAAAUAAUGACUCUUACCCAGUGAGUGUAUUCAUUCUAUAACUUAGCCAAGUUUAUUGAAAUAUGUAUUGGUAGUUCAAAGCACAAUUUAUUUCAACAUGUAUAGAACACUGUGAUAUGGACAUCAUGGUACACAGCAAAGGUAAAGUAAUGUGUUUCAUUUGGCUGUGUAGGUAGUCUUGCAUGUCUGUGUGCUUGUAGCUAAGCUGUGGUCAGAAUUCUGCCUGAAAUCAUAUGGUUUUGCAGUUUCCUGGUGCAAUAUGAAUAACAUCUUCUGAUUGACAGACAGGCACGAUUAUUCAUAUUGCUCUUGGACGUUGCUGAGCCACACUGCAUUGGCUGUACUGCAGUGUUUCAGAGUGUAUGCAAACCUGUAGCUGGCUGCAUGGUGGAGGCUGGAUGCAGCUGCUGUAGUUGGAAGUCUUUAGCUGUCAUUUAGAAAUUAAGUGUUCCCAUAAGUGUGUCUCUUAAUCUUUUAAAGGGGUUGCUUAAACUGGAGUUCUGUUGUGUGUGUGUGUAGAAAAUUCCACACACAGUCAAGUAAGUGUUUGGCCAGCUUUAAUAAUUGCUGUUGUAAACACUAAACAAAAUUAGCUACUGUUUUAUAUACAUCCUAGUGAUUUUUUAUUUUUUAAAAAUUUUAUUUUUCAUUUGGAUAAUUAUUUUUUUUUUUAAUUAAAUGCUGAUUAAUAUUUAUUUGCAGCUGUCUGACCAAACACUGUUGAAAUAGAAACUUAUUAGCAAAGAUUACAAUUUCUAAAUAUUGAAUCUUCAUGAUAAUUUAAGUCGUUGAAGAUCUAAGUUGAAAUAUCUAAAAUAUGAUUUCCUUUUACACGAAACAAGUACAGGACACAUACACACAGAUAAAUGGGGGAGCUUUCUGUACAAUUUCUCUGCAAUUAGGUACCCGCUUCUACAGGGUGGUAUCGUUAGCGUGUUGUGACAACUCACAGUGAAAACAAAUCUCUUCCUUUACGUUGCUUCAGAUUUUAUUCAGAGCAUAACCUUGUUCUGCCAGCUUAGGAACAACUGAACCUUUGCCUAGCCCCUCAAUUCCACACCCUGUCUCUGCCAAUGGGGACGACAUACCUUUUGAAAACCAAGCCUGAACCAGCAAUGGGUAUCCAGGCCUCAGGACGGACUGUGUGUGCUGUGUGACUGAUCGCUUUCCCCUUGUAGCUCUCUGCGGCGCCAUUCUAAAAGGGCUUGUUGAACUGUAAACCAUGAGUUAACAAAACACUGUUUUCAACCAAGACACCAGGAAUGUUGCCAGUCGACACGCUUUAGACUACCUGCAGAAAAAGGAAGACUUAUCUGGCAAGACAAAGGACUGGAAUGUGUGUAUUAUUAUUUUAUUUUUUUGGUGCUUUCCAACUUUGACUAUAUAACUGUAAAUGUGUUAGUGUAUAACCCAGCAUAUGUUUGUAAUGUGUAACUCUGGACAGCUUUGUGGCUCCAAUAAUUAGGAUUCUCUCUCUCUCUCUCUCUCUCUCUCUCUCUCUCUCUCUCUCUCUCUCUCUCUCUCUCUCUCUCUCUCUCUCUCUCUCUCCCUCCUUUUUUUUUAACAAUAAUGUGGUGAAUUAGCUAUUUUGCACAAGGUUUUGCACAAUGUGUGUUGUGGUAGGGAGGGAAGAGACCUCUAUAGAUUGUAGGGAUUAAAAGGGAAUGUGUUCUUUCCUAACAGGCACAAGCAAAGCUACUGAGACAUUACACAAUUAAUAGGACAGGGGGUGGGUGGGGGAUGCAUGGGUGCAAAAAUAAAUCGGUGAAUAUAAAGGGCGGCCGGGACUGUGGUUUAGCAUGUUUUAGUAGACUGGUAUACUCAUAAUGUAAAAUUGUAUUAAUGCAACUUUUGAAAUAACAUGCUUCAAACUUC
Messenger RNA from Acipenser ruthenus (sterlet), 9927 nucleotides. RefSeq names its product exocyst complex component 6B (gene exoc6b). Gene Ontology annotation, cellular component: exocyst; membrane. The coding region runs from base 146 to 2581 and encodes 811 amino acids. The transcript has 23 exons. Gene Ontology annotation, biological process: exocytosis; Golgi to plasma membrane transport; intracellular protein transport. NCBI's taxonomy places the organism in Eukaryota, Metazoa, Chordata, Actinopteri, Acipenseriformes, Acipenseridae. The record is from RefSeq and is a predicted model, not a curated record.